Lolium rigidum is the source of this 625-nucleotide messenger RNA. RefSeq names its product 60S ribosomal protein L35a-1. Gene Ontology annotation, biological process: ribosomal large subunit biogenesis; cytoplasmic translation. Gene Ontology annotation, cellular component: ribosome; cytosolic large ribosomal subunit. Lineage: Eukaryota; Viridiplantae; Streptophyta; Magnoliopsida; Poales; Poaceae. The record is from RefSeq and is a predicted model, not a curated record. The transcript has 4 exons. The coding region runs from base 46 to 384 and encodes 112 amino acids. Gene Ontology annotation, molecular function: structural constituent of ribosome.
CUCCUCCGCACCCCAGCCCUAGUCUCCGGCGGCCGACGCAGCAAGAUGGUGAAGGGACGCUCCGGCCAGCGCGUCAGGCUCUACGUCCGCGGCACCAUCCUCGGAUACAAGAGGUCCAAGUCGAACCAGUACGAGUCGGCCUCGCUGGUGCAGAUCGAGGGGGUGAACACCAGGGAGGACGUGGCCUGGUACGGCGGCAAGCGCAUGGCCUACGUCUACAAGGCCAAGACCAAGAGCAACGGCACCCACUACCGCUGCAUCUGGGGCAAGGUCUCCCGCCCGCACGGCAACACCGGCGUCGUCCGCGCCAAGUUCACCUCCAACCUGCCGGCGGAAGCCAUGGGGCGCAAGGUCAGGGUCUUCAUGUACCCGAGCAGCAUCUAAAGGUAAUUUGGAAGUGCAGAAGAUUCUGCUCAUCUGUUAGGGAGUCUUGUGAGAUGGAUUCAGGCCUAGUUGGCAAGUUGAACUUCUGUUUCCCUGAGAACUGUAGUUUUUUCUGUUACCUGGAAUGUGUGGAUCACUCAUUAUAUGAUGUUAUAUUCAGUUGGAACUUUAAGUUGUGUUUUGGCUUUUGGCUGCUUCUGUGUUACAACCAUCCUAUCUGAAUGAGAGAUGAUUUUGCUCU